Molecule: messenger RNA, 3733 nt
Organism: Vanessa atalanta (red admiral)
Lineage: Eukaryota; Metazoa; Arthropoda; Insecta; Lepidoptera; Nymphalidae
Gene: Syt4
Product: synaptotagmin-4
Exons: 10
Coding region: 121-1425 (434 amino acids)
Biological process (GO): regulation of calcium ion-dependent exocytosis; regulation of dopamine secretion; vesicle fusion
Cellular component (GO): synapse; axon; membrane
Molecular function (GO): phosphatidylserine binding; clathrin binding; SNARE binding
Source: RefSeq, a predicted model, not a curated record
CCUGUUGGGUUAAACAUAUUUUUGCGUGUUAAUAUUAAAAUACACAGUUUCUUGAGUUCUCGUUGUAUUUAAAGCUACAAGGUGUCGGUAUCAACUAACGUCCUUCAAAAAGCACUCACGAUGAAUAUUCUGACACCCCACGACGGACCUGAUAUUUCACCCAUCGACUCCGCAGGUGAAUGGCACAGUGCGACCUUUUGGGUGUUGGUGGUUGGUGCGUCGGCCCUGGUGGCGGCGGCACUGGCCGUCUUCGCUUGUUGGAUUACCCGUCGCCGCUCCACGCUUGCUCAUAAACUUGGUGGAAAACGAGGCCCGGACAAGGCGCUAGUGUUCCAGCCUCCACGUCGUGCCACCGCCGUGCGGUCCCCGGGAUCUGCUACGCACUACCUGCGCAAAUCUCCAUCGCCAACUGCUGCUGCACCACCGCCGACUACGUCACCACCACAGCCACAACCUCCAACUAACCCAAUAAUGCCAUCUGGUGGCAACAGUCCGCAUACCCCGACAGCUCCCGAGCCCACACCGUUGAGCAAGGAGCUCGCUGAUGCCAACGCCACUGAGAAACCAAAGCCAAUAGAACCUGAGACGAACGAUGGAAAGCUGGGCGACCUGCACUUCAAACUGCGAUAUGAAAAUGAGAAGAGCGCUCUUGUUGUCUCGGUCGUCUCCUGCCAGGGUUUGCCUGGUCGCGAGCCAGCUGGACCAGACCCCUACGUCAAGCUCCAGCUUCUGCCGGACAAACAACACAAAGUGAAGACAAGAGUUGUACGGAAGACCCGUUGCCCGGUGUACGAUGAAGACUUCACUUUCUACGGCAUCGCUCCCCACCAGCUCGCUGCGAUCACUCUACAUUUCGUUGUUUUGAGCUUUGACAGAUACUCCCGCGAUGAGAUAAUCGGCGAAGUGGUGUCGCCUCUGUCCACUCUUCAGCUGCACAGCGGAGAAGCUACCGCCCUCUGCCGUGAGAUACAACCACGAAGCUUGAAGAUGCGCAGCGUGGGUCGCGGGGAGGUGCUGGUGUCUCUGUGCUGGCAGCCCGCUGCCGCACGCCUAACUGUCGUGCUGCUAAAGGCCCGCAAUUUGCCCAAGAUGGACGUCACUGGACUUGCUGAUCCAUAUGUCAAGAUGUACCUGCUGUAUAACGGACAGCGUAUCGCUAAGAAGAAGACGCACGUGAAGAAGCGUACGUUGAAUCCGGUAUUCAACGAGUCGUUCGUGUUCGAAGUGCCGGCAGCUCCCAACGCCACGCUCGACCAUGUCUCCCUCGAGCUGCUCGUCCUCGACUGGGACCGCGUUACCAAGAACGAGGUGAUCGGUCGGCUGGAGCUGGGCGCGGAGGGCGCGGGCAGCGCGCGGCACCACUGGCGUGAGGUGCAGGCCGCGCCGCGCCGGCAGAUCGCCGACUGGCACAAGCUCAAGGAGUGAGCCCUCACUGACCCUCCCCAAGCACACUUACCCGCAUCUUCAUUCACAAUACCGCAGUUCCCCUAUCCUAAUUAAUUAUUCUAUCCUCUAAAACCUUAACACUGGUCCACAAUGCUUAAACGUUGAACAUCAUGAGUGAAGAAUUUCCAAUGUGUCACCUGUGAGUCUUCACUCCUGACGCCUGAUGUGCACUCACGUUAUAUACCAACCUUACUUAGUAUGAAGCUCAACAUAGAAACGCUCACGUUCUUGACAUAUUUGGUUUGGUCAUCCCUGACUUAUGUAUGAAGUCAUUAAGCUAUUUGGAUUUCUUCCACACCACUAUACCUUAUAGUACCAAAAACAUUCAUUCUAUCCCUCGUAUAACUGCUGCUUACCUAACAUCAUCACAAUUAUCGUAUAAAUGUAUUUUCAAUAUACCUUUUGAUCAAAAAACAUGUCAAAAUAGAGAAAUCUAAGCCCGUAAACCCAAGUCAACGGUUAAAUAUUACAAACAGUGAUGGAAUAAAGAAACAUGUUGCGAAAUCAGUUCCUCAUUUUAUGUGCAAUAUAUAUAUGUUUAAUUCUAGAGGCAAAAAAUAUAUAAACACAAACAAAAUCUCAGCUAAAUAUCUCGUAAACAAAUGUCGAUUUGAUUUUAUGUAAAUUACAUUAAUAUCCCGUUACAUAUGAUAUGUUUUAUUAAAAUAUCUACUUGUUAUAAAAUAAAAUACAUCGUUUUAAAGUCUCAAAAUGUCAUCAUUAUCGAAUUGAUCGUAUUAUUGGACGGUCCAAAUCAUUUGAAUAUUGCACAAUCGCAUAUAUAUUUAUAAAAUAAUCGUUUUUAAUGUCUUAUUAAUAAACGAUGAGGUUAUAAUGUUUAGUUGAGAUAAAGUAUUAGAUGUUCUAAGUAUUAUCACACCAUUAUACUACCGCCAAACAGCAAUACUUUCCACGAGGUAGGCACGAGGAAUAUAACAUUGGUUUCCUGACUACGAUGAAAAACGGUUGUGCGUUUUCUGAUAAGCGCAGUUGAUCAUUUAUCAUUGGAUGGUCCAUCAGCUGUUUUAUUUCCUACUAUAAAUAUUUGAAAAAAUAUAAAUUUGUUUUGGAGGAAUAAUUAUGAGAAAAUUGCAAUACGCUCGACAUCUAAAAUUAUUUCUUUUCUGGUAGUCGGAACAAGUUACAUAUUCCUACUGUUUGAUAAGUAUGAAACUUAUUCUAAUUACAGUAGUCGUGAAAACCUCGCAGAUAGUAUAUUUCCUUAGUUUUCAUUGUUUUGUUUUGCACGUUGAAUUCGUUCCGUGUCCUCGUAUAGUUACGAAAGGCAAAUAAUUUAUAUCACAUUUAUAAUUUUGGAUAUAAGUAUGUAAUAAUGAAUAUGUAAACUUGUAAUGGAUCAUCUGUUGUUGCGCACAACUUUUGAUUUGUUAAUGAAGAAAAAAGUAUGAACCGCUCGUUUAUUAAUAAGACGAUUAUAAUAUUUGACACAAACGUAAUUUUGAAUCGAAUGAAAUCCUCAAACGGGUAAGUGGGAUAUUAGCCAAAGUCCAAAAGCAGGUGAACUCUUUCUUUAGACGUAUUGAAAAAAAAGUAGUGAUAUUUUGUAUUAGAUAGAUAAAUUUAUUUCAUCAUCAAGUUUAAUAUAAUAUUUUUGUCUCGUGUUCCCCAACUAAUUAUUGUUUUAAAACGCACAUUUCUGUAUGUCUGGUAGUUAAUGUCUCGAACGAUUAGAUAAUUAUUAACUCAUAAAUGUCAUGUUAAAAUUUUCUUCGACUAUAUUUUUCUAUUACGCACUUCGAAAAAAUGUUUAUUUUUUAUGUAUAGGUCAUAUUAAUAAUAAUUUAUCAUACGUUGAAAAACACAUGUCUGGCUGAAUGGUGCAAACCUUUACCUAUUUCAAAAGGAAAAAUAAUACCUAGUAAAGUAAUUAAAAUUAUCAGAUGUAUCUAUUGAUAUGAGACGGAUGGAUGCCAAUUAUUCGAUUAUAAAUCAAAUGUAUUGAAGUAAUAGAAAAGAUUUAAACUCUAUAUUCUUUGAUUUGCGUAAUAGAAAUAUAAAGUUACAUUGAAAUUUGAAAAAAAAAUCUGAUCUAUUUUCUAAUUAAUAAAAUACUUAACAUAUCCAACGGUAAGACACUGUAACUGACACAUAACGACUAACGAUCCAUAAAAAAUAUAUUUUUAAUCUGUGUACAUUUUAUUUUAUAUAAAUACUUUUCAGUUUAAUUAAAAAAAAGUUAAUUAAACAUAGAUAAGUAUUUAAGACAACAAUAGAUACCCAAAAAAGUAUAAGCAUUCUUGAUUUUUUUUACAUAAAGAUGUAAUUA